AUGAUUUUCGAUAAAGUUUUAAAAAAUUAUUUAAUAGCUAAUUUUGAUAAUUUUGAGAUGAAAAAAAUGUGUGGUGAACACUGGGAUACUUCAACUUGGGGAUAUCAACAUGAUGAUGGACAGGGAAGUGCUUUGGGAUACAAUCAACCAAGUGUUCUAGGAAAUUAUUUCACUGGACAUCAGCAGCAAAACUAUGGAUAUCAGACAGACUAUGGCAAUCAACAUAUUUAUGGAUAUCAACAAAAUUUUGGGGAUUAUACAGGACACCGACAAUAUAUUGGACAUGGACACGAACAAUACACUGGACAUGGAAACUACAACAUGGAGCAUUUCAAAGAAAAUAUGGAAAUCCAAGGAGGUUCGGGAUAUCAUGUUGAAGAAGAUACGGAUGCAAAGGAAGAAGGGGAAUUUAGUGACUGAAAUGGUG
Molecule: messenger RNA, 427 nt
Organism: Meloidogyne enterolobii
Lineage: Eukaryota; Metazoa; Nematoda; Chromadorea; Rhabditida; Meloidogynidae
Source: the annotation of a GenBank genome assembly